AUGGCCUGGCAGUUCAGUGGGCUGGGUGACCUUGUUGAGGCCUUCUCCUUGUCACAAGAUAACGGCACCAUUGAUCCCCGCUCAAAGUUAGAAGUGACACUGAAUUUCAAGGCCAGGCAGAUUGGCAGCAUUGAGAAGACCCUCCGACUAGAGGUUUCAGAUACAGAAAACAUCCUGGGGAUUGCUCAAGCUGUAAACAUCAAAAUCUCUGCAGAGGUCUGUGAUGUUUCUCUGAGCAUCGACAUGCCUGAAGGUCCAGAUGGAAGCUUGGAAUUUGGAACUAUUAAUGUCCUGGAUAAUGUGAGCAAAGUCCUGACUCUAAAGAACAAAGGGAUACACAACAUUGAGUACCGUUUCAUACUGAAGGGUGCAGGUCCCAGGAUGCGAGAUUUGGCAUCCCAGUUCACUGUUGAGCCUGAGUCAGGCAUGCUGAUUGCCUCCCAGCCUGGUGAAAAUGUGGAGAUGCUCUUCCACCCCACAAGGGAGAUGCUCCUCAAGAACAAACCCAUCCUGUACUGCCAGGUGAUGGAUGCCAGCUCAGGGGAAGGAGGCCAGACUGUCACCACCAUCCCAGUGAGGGUGUCGGCGACAGCUGUGUACAGCAAGUUCAGUAUUGAGCCUGCCUCUCCCAUCGACUUUGGGGCCAUGGUCAAGGGCACCAAGAAGACCCAGACUGUCGUGCUGGAGAACAAAGGCAUGCUCAGCUUCCAAUUCCACAUCUACCAAGCACCCGAGGAUGAAUCUCCAUUGGAAAUCAAAAGUUCAGAGCAAGAGGAAUCCUCUCCAUUGGCUACAAAGCUGAAAUCAAGCUCCACACAGGAUCACCUCACUCUUGGCAUGUUCACGGUGUCCCCCUGCUCCGGCUCCGUCGCUGCGUGGGACCAGCAGGACAUCACCGUGGAUUGCCUGGCAGGGGAGGAGGGGACAUGUGAGGAGCAGCUCUACAUUGACAUCACGGGCAGAGACCCCAAGGACAAUCCCCUGGGCAUUCCCUUCACCCUGAUUGCAGAGUCCUGCCUCCCAGCAAUUGUUGAGGAUGUCACAUUAGCCUUCGAGGAGUACCCGAUCUGCAGCACCACCAACUUCAGCUGCAAGCUGUGGUUAAAGAAAAGUGUGGGCUUCUUUGUCAGAGAUGAGAACAAAUUCAUCUUCACCAAAGUUCAGGUUGGGCAAGAGGCUGAAGCUCAUAUCAGUAUCUACAAUUCAAGUGGUGUGCCAUGUGAUGCGUUCCUCUCCAUCAAACCCCGGCCUGGAAGGGUACAAAGCCCUAUCAACGACAUCUUCAAGGUGUUUCCAGCCAAAAUGUUCAUUCCCAGCUCAUCCAAUGGCAUUGCUACGGUGACCUUCACCCCACCAGAUGAGCAGAACUACAACUGCAUUUUCACCGCUUUCCUUCUCAUGCCAGAAAGCUCUGUGAAAAUUAAAUCCCAAACGCUGAUCUUCGCCAUCAGUGGGAAGGGGUAUGAGCCACAAGUGACAGUCGUGUGCCCAGGUGCUCGCAGCAAGAGGGGAAAUGCUGUGCUGCGCUUCAAGAGGCUCCAGGUGGGGGAUUCAGAGAUGCUUCCCCUGGUCAUGUGUAACAAAGGCGCCAUACCUGUCAAGUUUAUGUUACAGCUGGAGGAUGAGCAUGGAGUGUUCUUCUUGAAAGGCAGGCACUCCACACUCAAGAAAUUCAACACUGAAGAUGUGGAAGAGGACUUGGUUGGAAAUGAGAGCAAGCCCCCAAAGAAGCCUUUCCUGCUUCUGCAUCACGGGCAAUCGACAAAGUUUGAUGUCAUUUUCAAACCCACCCUGGCUCAACGUCUGGAAGGGAAGAUUCGUGUCUUAGUGGGGCACAUCUACUCCAACAAGACUUUAAUAGAGCUGGUGGGUGAAGGCCACAAGGAUGAAUUCACCCUUGAUGGACUAGAGGAAGACAUGGAGGAGAGGAAUGCUAAGAGCAGUCUGAAGAAAGACAUCAUUGAUGCUGUCAGAGUGAAUCACAUCCAGUUUGGGGACUGUCCUGUUGGGAAGCCCUGCCACAGGACCUUCAGCAUCACCAACCGUAGCAGUAUGACGAUCAUGCGCUUUGAGUGGGAGGCAGACGCCACAUUCCACUUCUCCCCCACGACGGGAUACCUCCUUCCUGGCUGUGCCAAGCACAUCACAGUGACCUUGAAAGCAGAUGUCCCAGCUGUCUUCAGGAGGCACCUUGUGAAAUGUAACGUGACCAAGGUCAACGUUGUACGGCCACGAAGGAAGGUUCAAGACUGGAACGACCAAAUGUCCAUUGUCACAUGGAAGGGUACCUCCAGCUGGCCUGAGAAAGAGAAGGUGGUCGAGACAGCCCCAGAACCGGCUCACACUGUGAAGGAGGAGAGCAUCCAGGAGGCCGAGGUGUACCUCAGUGCCUCUGUUGCCUACACCGAGUCCAAUCUGAACACAAUCGUGGUUCAGCUCAAGGACACCGUGCCCAACCAGACCAGGACAGCCACUUUCAGGAUGCACAACAGAGGGAAUGUAGCCCUGGAAUACACCUGGGUGGAAGCUGCAGACAGUGAAGCAGUGAAGAGGCUACACUCAACCACUCCGAUGCGCCAGUUCCCCUCCUCCGCUUCUCUGAGCCAUUACAGAAAGCUGCUGCAUCCUUUCUGGUGGCAGCAGGAGCAUCCUUUUGAGACACAUGCUUCUGAGCUGUGGCAGCUUGCCGAGCAGCAGCAGGAUUCUGAGCAGCAGCAGCAGCUUCAGCAGCAGCAGCAGCUUCAGCAGCAGCAGCCUGAGAAGCAGCUUCAGCAGCAGCUUCAGCAGCAGCAGCCUGAGCAGCAGCAGCAGCAGCUUCAGCAGCAGCUUCAGCAGCAGCUUCAGCAGCAGCAGCAUCAGCAGCAGCAGCAGCAGCAGCUUCAGCAGCAGCUUCAGCAGCAGCAGCAGCAGCAGCCUGAGCAGCAGCAGCUUGAGCAGCAGCAGCCUGAGCAGCAGCAGCAGCAGCUUCAGCAGCAGCUUCAGCAACAGCUUCAGCAGCAGCAGCAUCUUCAGCAGCAGCAGCAGCAGCAGCAGCUUCAGCAGCAGCUUCAGCAGCAGCUUCAGCAGCAGCAGAAUCUUCAGCAGCAGCAGCAGCUUCAGCAGCAGCCUGAGCAGCAGCAGCUUGAGCAGCAGCAGCAGCUUCAGCAACAGCAGCUUCAGCAGCUUCAGCAGCAGCAGCUUCAGCAGCAGCAGCAGCAGCAGCAGAAGCAGCAGCAGCAGCACAAGCAGCAGCAGCCUGAGCAGCAGCAGCCUGAGCAGCACGAGCAGCAGCAGCAGCAGCACAAGCAGCAGCCUGAGCAGCAGCAGCAGCAGCAGCACGAGCAGCAGCCUGAGCAGCAGCAGCAGCUUGAGCAGCAGCAGCCUGAGCAGCAGGACCACUCCAAGGAGCUACACCACUCAGAGCAAUUGCACCUCUCCCUAGAGCCUGUCAAUUGCUCCCUGGAAAUCUGCCCAGACUUCGUCCAAGACCUGCCACUGUUCUUCAUCAACCCCUACCACGGCAUCAUCGCUCCUGGCCAGAAGCAGAUCUUUCAUGUGCUCUUCUCCCCGAAGUGCGCGGGGACGUUUAGGACCACCAUGCUGUUCAGGACUUCUGACCUGAAGCCAGCUCAGAAGGCAGAGGUGAUUGUGAAGGGCACAGCCCCCGAGCCACAGUGCCUUGACAAACCGAAACGCUCUGCGUUACGGCAGACGGGGAAAGGCCAGGGACCCAAGAAACGGGUGCACUGGAAACCAGCACUGCUUGAGCAUUUGUGUUAGCUGGAGCAUCCGGCAGGAGCGGCAACAUCGUGUCUUCUGCUGCUGAUGCUCUCCCACCCUUCACCAGACACCUCUGCAGCUACCCUUCCAAACUCCAGUGAACACCUUCAUCUUAUCUUUAAUUACCCGAGCUAGUUACCUAAUUCUAAUUAAAUGUUAAUAAAACCAUUGGCAAUAAACUGUU
This is a messenger RNA of Oenanthe melanoleuca, 3943 nucleotides long. RefSeq names its product hydrocephalus-inducing protein homolog. Gene Ontology annotation, biological process: cilium movement; axonemal central apparatus assembly. The record is from RefSeq and is a predicted model, not a curated record. Lineage: Eukaryota; Metazoa; Chordata; Aves; Passeriformes; Muscicapidae. The transcript is spliced from 18 exons. The coding region runs from base 1 to 3759 and encodes 1252 amino acids. Gene Ontology annotation, cellular component: axoneme.